AUGGUCAUCGAAACUCCUGCUUUAUUUCAACCUAUCCGCGUAGGUCGGAUGAACCUAGCCCAUCGCGUCGUUCAUGCCCCUUGUACUCGCUCUCGUGCGACGCCGGACAAUGUUGCGACAGACCUUAUGGCCAAGUAUAUGGCUGAGCGGGCUGAACCUGGAGCGUUCUAUAUCGGCGAAGCCACCUUCAUGGCCGCACGUGCUGCUGGUUUCCCCCUUGGUAACCCAGGUAUCUGGCGCGAAGACCAGAUUGCAGGCUGGAAGAAGUCCGUUGACGUAGUUCAUGCCAAAGGCGGAUACAUCUACUUGCAAAUCGUUGCACUCGGUCGCGUAUCGUUCCCUGACCUUCUGGGUGACUACCCAUACAUCGGUGCUGGCGACAUCCCCAUGGGCGACCGUCCUAAUGGACCUCGCCCCCGCGCCCUCACUAUCCCAGAGAUCAAGGAGUACAUAAUCGACUUCGCUACGGCGGCGCGCAAUGCUGUCGAAGGUGCCGGCUUCGAUGGUGUUGAACUGCAUGGGGCGCACGGCUUCCUCAUCGAGCAGUUCCUCAAGGAUUCGUCGAAUAACCGUACGGAUGAGUAUGGUGGCUCGGUCGAGAACAUGGCGCGCUUCGUGCUUGAGCUUGUCGACGCGGUAUCUGAUGCUAUCGGCGAAGACCGCGUCGGCAUUCGCUUCUCGCCUUGGCCUACCAACCUCAACGAGAAUAAGAGCGACCCCAUCCCUGUAUAUACAUACGUUCUCAGGCAACUUGCAGAACGGCAUCCGAAGAUGGCGUACGUACACUUCACAGAGCCGCGCGUAGAUAAGGAGCAGAUACGCGAGCUCAAGCCCGGGGAGGGUAACGACGUCUUUCGGGAGGCAUGGGGCGAUAGGCCGUUCAUUGCCGCUGGUGGGUUCACGCGGGAGACGGCGCUCGAGGUUACCGCCAAGCAUCCGAACGUCCUCGUGGCCUUUGGUCGGCACUACACGUCAAACCCCGAUCUACCUGAACGCUUGCGUCUCAACCUACCGCUGCGUCAUUAUGAGCGCCCUUACUUCUACGCAUCGGGCGAGAAGGGCUACCUCGGCUACAAGAAGUGGAGUGAAGAAUCAUCGUGA
Molecule: messenger RNA, 1101 nt
Organism: Peniophora sp. CBMAI 1063
Lineage: Eukaryota; Fungi; Basidiomycota; Agaricomycetes; Russulales; Peniophoraceae
Source: the annotation of a GenBank genome assembly